AUCGACUUAUUCCACAGUAUUACUAUCCAACUACAUUCUCUUAUACACAUACUCCCACCUAGCCUUUCGUUAAUACCAUCUACACAUACAACUUAUACCUAAUACGAAACGUCAUGAAAUACCUAUAUAAAACGCUCAUACUAUUCCUUGCCGUGAUAUCACUAGUGAAGUCAGACGAUGCACCAUCACUGCUUAUUGGUUGUUUUGGAAGUGCCAGUGGGCAAAACAAAGGAAGUUAUGAAUAUCAAACGUCGUCCUAUUGUUCAAAGCAGUGUUCAAAUUCCCAGUAUAUUGCCGUUAAGGGACAGCAGUGUAUCUGUUUGGACAGUUUGCCCUCUAACAAGGUUAGUAAUAGUCAAUGUUCUACCCCUUGUCCUGGGUAUGGGACGCAAAAUUGUGGUGGAAAUAACGCAUAUUCCGUAUUCCAAGGACCUAAGUAUAAUGCUGAUGAUUCACCCAAUUCUGAAUCAAGCGACGCGCCAAGUUCAAGUACCAGUGACACCAGCAGCAGUGUCACUUCUCCACCUACGCUGAGUAGCACCGGUCACUCGUAUCUGACCACAACCUCACUGGGAUCAGUCAUUGUCAAGACAAUCACUAAGGAUUCCCCCACUCCUACCGAAACCGAAGACGCAGAAACUAGUACUGCCACGGAUGGCAACAAGGACAAUAAGAAGAAAGAAUCAAAGACUAAUGUCGGCGCAAUUGCUGGUGGUGUAGUCGGAGGUGUACUUGGGGCAGGGUUAAUUGGAGCCCUCAUAGUUUUAUGGCUUAAGAAGAGAAAUGACGAUGAUGAUUAUGACGAAGAAGAAUUUUUUGAACAAAAACCAAUGUCAAGACAUCAUGGAUCUACCAGAGGCACCAGAAGAAACAAGAAUCCUUUGGACAUGCCCAUGUCUAAUCCGUUUGUUGACCCUCAUGAAAGAACGAACGAAUCAGCAUUUGUUGAUCCACGGGUUAAUCCAAUUAUGAUGGGACGUAGACGUUUAAGUGAGGGCUCAUUGGUUGACGCGGCUGAUUAUUCGCGGAAGGUAUUGCAAGUUGCUAAUCCAGAUCUGUAAGUGGGUUUAAAGUUGGGUGUUUAAAAUACGGGUUAUUCUUUUUUUUUCUUUAUAGCGGUUUACAUUGUUUGUAGUGUUUUUUAAAUGUCAUAUUUAUUUACGUUCU
Spathaspora passalidarum NRRL Y-27907 is the source of this 1167-nucleotide messenger RNA. It is a transcript of the gene WSC1, whose product is annotated as Wsc1p. Lineage: Eukaryota; Fungi; Ascomycota; Pichiomycetes; Serinales; Debaryomycetaceae. The coding region runs from base 114 to 1061 and encodes 315 amino acids. The record is from RefSeq and is a predicted model, not a curated record. The transcript has a single exon. Gene Ontology annotation, cellular component: plasma membrane.